Molecule: messenger RNA, 1113 nt
Organism: Caenorhabditis remanei
Lineage: Eukaryota; Metazoa; Nematoda; Chromadorea; Rhabditida; Rhabditidae
Exons: 7
Coding region: 1-1113 (370 amino acids)
Biological process (GO): intraciliary retrograde transport; intraciliary transport involved in cilium assembly
Cellular component (GO): cytoplasmic dynein complex; axoneme; ciliary basal body
Molecular function (GO): dynein heavy chain binding
Source: RefSeq, a predicted model, not a curated record
AUGAAUAUUUGGGACCUUGCCAAACAAAAACUAGUGGAAAACAAGCAGAGAGCCGCUGAAUUAGAGCAGAAAUUAGAUGAUGAGAAUGGAGUGGCCACUGAUAAUUAUUUGGCAGAAGUACGUCGAAGACAUGAAUCUCAUAUCAUUAUUGCCGGGAAUCGGAAAUGUGGAAAAUCUUCAUUCAUGUUGAAUUUCUUGGAGCGGAAGGAAGAUUUGAAGGAGUCUGUUGGAUUGGAAUUCACGUAUGCAAGGAGGACAAGAGGAAAUGUCAAAGAUGUCGCCAAUCUAUGGGAACUUGGGGGAGGCUCAUCUGUGACGGAACUUUUAUCCGUACCAAUUACAAUGAAGAAUGUGGAAACAUGUUCCCUAAUUGUCCUUCUCGAUAUGACAAAUCUCGACGAGGUGUGGAUUACAAUUGAGAAAACUGUUGACACUGUUCGCCGACUCGUCGAAAAUCUGGAAAAACAAGACAACAAUCUUCAAACAAGACUAGCUGAGAAAAUGCGUCUCCGUCUUGAAAAAUAUGAUUCUGGAAGUUUGAAAAUGUGUACUCCAUGUCCAAUACCAAUGACUAUUGUUGCUACGAAAUACGAUGAAUUUCAAAAUUUUGAAUCUGAAAAACGACGACAUUUGUGCCAAUUUCUACGGUUUCUUGCAUAUUCAUAUGGUGCAAAUCUAAUGAUGUACUCGUCUAGAAUGGAACAAUUUCCGAAAUUAGUGAAGAACAUGAUUAGUCAUUUUGCUUUUGGAACAGUUUGUCCGCAAGGAUAUAUUACGGAUCACAACAAGCCAAUGUUCAUAAAAUGUGGAUUUGAUAAUUUAGAGUCAAUUGGAAUACCACCAGGAUCUGAAAACUUUAUGGGAGCAUCCUCUCCAUUCAACCUGUGGAAAGAAUCAUUCAUUAGCAUUUGGCCUCAAAAGACCGGAAACCUUGACGUGGAAGACACCAAAAAACAAGAUCCAAUGAUUGAUCCGGUUUUCAAAGAGCCAAAUAUCGACAAUCUGGUGGAAAUAAAACGAAAAGAGUUGGAAAAUCAUAUAAGAUCAAAAAGAGAUCGAGAGGCUGCAGAGGCUCGUGCUGCGGAGAGAAUUGCGAAAAUCAACCUGCGAUAA